ACCAUCAUUUUUGAAUGGGAUGCAUUUGGAUGGUUAUAAUGAGGAAUUGCACCUUGCUUUUGAAUUUCAGGGUCCUCAACACUAUAGUCUAAAUUCAAUGUUUCAUAGGAGAGGCCAGAUAGAUUUGGAGCAACAAAAAAUCAGAGAUCAAAAAAGUGAAAUAUAUGCAAAGAACGAGGUAUAA
Messenger RNA from Funneliformis geosporum, 184 nucleotides. Lineage: Eukaryota; Fungi; Glomeromycota; Glomeromycetes; Glomerales; Glomeraceae. The record is from the annotation of a GenBank genome assembly.